This is a messenger RNA of Nicrophorus vespilloides, 1196 nucleotides long. RefSeq names its product alpha-1,3/1,6-mannosyltransferase ALG2-like. The annotation marks the transcript as partial. NCBI's taxonomy places the organism in Eukaryota, Metazoa, Arthropoda, Insecta, Coleoptera, Silphidae. Gene Ontology annotation, molecular function: alpha-1,3-mannosyltransferase activity; GDP-Man:Man(1)GlcNAc(2)-PP-Dol alpha-1,3-mannosyltransferase activity. The record is from RefSeq and is a predicted model, not a curated record. The transcript has 2 exons.
AUGGCCGAGCACGGCGAUUCCACCAAAAUCCAUGUGGUAUUCCUGCACAACAAGCUCAGGAAGAGGGCCGAGGACAGAUAUCUGAUCGACGUUGCCAUCGCUCUCAAAGAGGCCGGACACAGGGUAACAAUUUACACGUCCGAAUUCGACCAAAGCAACUGCUUCGACGAAGUCAAUAACAUUUCAGGAUGUUUGAACGUCUGCUACUCCGGCUGGUGGUUGCCCAGCAGCUUCAAAUUCUGGAGAUCCAUCGUGAUGGCCCUGAAAAUGAUCUUCUUUCCCCCCGAACCGAAGCCGAAAGUCAUCAUCCUGGAUGUAAACACCAUAGCUCUGUACCUGUUCUCGCUGCUUAGCGACGUAAAGACUAUUUACCUUACGCACUUCACCUCAUUGCAUCAAGCGGAAUACUACACCAAGUUCAUGAAGAUAACGCCGGAUUUGACGAACGCCAUGUGUCUGAAACGCGCCAAUGAAGUAAUCGUGCAGAGCGAAGGUUUGGCGGAUAUUUUCAGAAGAUCAUUCCCAGGUGUAAAGCGAGAGCUGAAGAUUUUACCGCCUUGCGUUGAUACCGGGUUAUGGAAGGAAAGGAUUAUAGACAUCUCAAGAAUCGUGCCGGACAUCCCCAAACCGAACUUCCUUUUCGUCUGCUUCGGACCGUACAAGAAACGAUCCAACUUCAAGCUGGUGCUGGACGCUUUCGAAGAUUUACUGCUGAUCAGCGCUGAGAAGAUCAAGAACAACGUGCAUCUUGUGAUUGGAGGACACUGCAGCGAUUCCCAACUCGAGCAGAAGAUCUAUUACAACGAACUGCUGGAGUACACGAAGGACAAGCCGUUCGCAUCUCAAGUCACAUUCCUAAGACAAUUACCAACGGUGCACAAGAAAACCUUAAUAGAAGAAUCCAUCGGAGUGUUGAUACCAUGUAAACACGAGAUAUUUCCAGAUACCCUACUUGCAGUUCUCUCAUCGGGAAGACCAAUCGUCGCUACAAACACGGGAUUCGCAAAGGAAGUCCUGAGGCACAGGAUCAGCGGUGUCCUGGUCGAACCUACGCCGCAGAUGUUCGCUGCUGCCAUGUACAAAAUCCUCACGAAUCCCGCGAUUCAAGUCUUCCUAAGCGACAUGGGACACGACGUCUUUGCAAAGAAGUUUUCCAACGACAUAUUCUCCAGGAAAAUCAACGGUAUAGUCUCACA